AUGAAACUCAAGUAUGUUUCUUCCAUUGCGGAGGACGUCAUCAAUAGAUGUGCACAGAAACUGGAUACUUCGGUAGAGACUUUGGUGGAAGAUUUUGAAGAGGAAUGGAAACCUGAUAUGGGAAACUAUUGCAGAAAAUUAGUUGAAUUUUGCAGUGGGAAGGCUGUGAGUGAAAUGUGCGGCAACAUGAAGGGAAACAUCAAGGAUGGCUCGUUUAGCAGGUUGACAUAUGACAUGAUGCUUGCCUGGGAGAGACCUAGCUACUAUGAUGAAGAACAUACGGAGACUAUAGCAAAGGCCAAAGAAGAAAGGAAGAUAACUAAGAAUACUAUUGAAGAACAGGAUGAUAUCCCUCUGUUUUAUUCAGACAUCAUGCCUCUCCUUGUUAAUGAUGAGCCCAAUGUUGGAGAAGAUUCAUUUGUUUGGCUGGGAUCAUUAGUACCAUUAGUUGCAGAUGUAGCAAAUGGAAGGUUUACUUUUGAAACUCUAACAGCAUCAACAGGCCACAGGCUACAUUUUCCAGCAUAUGACAAGUUCUUGAAAGAAAUGGACAAGUGCAUACGACAUCUGCAGAAACAGGCAAAACCAAAUGGGGUGGAACUGGCUGAGGAUGAAUAUAUAUUACAUGUAGAUGGAACAGUCGUCAGUCAGAGAGUAGUUCGCCACAUUGGAACAACAAGUUGGCCUGGUAGGCUUACCCUGACCAAUUACUCUCUUUACUUUGAGGCUUCCGGAGUAAUCAAGUAUGAAGAUGCUCUCAAGAUAGACCUCUCCAAGAAUGUUGAGCAGAGUGUUAAUCCUUCUGCCACAGGUCCAUGGGGAGCUCAACUUUAUGACAAAGCCAUAGUCUAUGAGUCAGCUGAUUUUCAUAUCCUGGUUCUGCCUAAGUUUGCUUGUACCACCUUAAUAUCAGAGACAAUUGUACUGGAGUUUCCAGAGCUUACAAGUUCCACAAGACGUGAUCAUUGGCUUGCGCUAGUAAGGGAAAUAAUGUUUCUCCACAAGUUUUUAUUGAAGUACCAGAUAAAAAGCCCAGUACAGAUAUGGGAGAUGCAUGCAAGGACAAUGUUGGGAAUCAUAAGGCUGCAUGCAGCAAGAGAAAUGCUAAGAAUAUCACCUCCUGUCCCAACAAAAUUCUUAAUAUUUUCCUUAUAUAACGAAAUACCAAAAGGAGAUUACGUGUUAGAAGAGCUUGCGGAUAGCCUCAAUAGCCUCAAUAAGAGCAAUAAUGAACAGUCUUGUAGUGCAAGUACUAUCCUUAGGAGUAUGAACAUUUCUAAGACAAUAGUUUCUGAUGUAAUAAUAGAUGAGGCAAGUCAAGCAGAUGGAAGUGUUCAUGUAGGCGGAAGUCCCUCAUUGAUCUCAUUCGAGACCUCAUUGGAGACCGCUAUCCAACAAUCUAGGGAGGAAGAAAAGGAAAUUCUCGUUGCUAAAGCUACCACUGAAGAAUUAAAGGAGGAGGGAGUCAUUGACAGUGUUCUGGUUAUAACGGCAUUUGCAACUUUCUUGAUUUGGGCAAUAAAAAAGAUGGUUCAGGCAAGGAAAAACAAGAUUUAUGAAAAAUGCAACGAGAUAGUAAUCAGCAGAUCUAAUAUGGCUUCUGAUCAGUCUACGAUGGAGAGCAUUGUCUCAGCCCAGCAAGGAUUGUACACUGUUCAUGAGAUGAUGCAGAUAGCAAACAUAGCAAUGCUAAAGAUAUGGUCAAUACUUAUUUCAAAAGCUGAGAAGCAUGCAAAUUUAGUGAUGUUGGCAAUGGGUGGGUUGGCGAUCUUAUUGGCUGUGAUUCCAUUCAAAUUCUUCCUUAUGGGUCUCAUUAUCCAAAGCUUCACUAUGACAUCAAGAAAGUCCUCUGAAUCAGGGAAUAGAAGGUUGAGGGAAUGGUGGGACGCAAUACCAAUCGUUCCUAUUCGUGUAGUAGACGAUGUUCCUAACACCGGUGGUGACAACCUUGCUUCUUAG
Molecule: messenger RNA, 1959 nt
Organism: Sphenostylis stenocarpa
Lineage: Eukaryota; Viridiplantae; Streptophyta; Magnoliopsida; Fabales; Fabaceae
Source: the annotation of a GenBank genome assembly